AUGUUGAGUACUGCGCUGAGACUCCUGAUGCUGGUGGCAGUGGCCGAAUUUCUCAUUGGCCUGGUUGGAAAUGGAAUCUUGGCUGUCUGGAGCUUUAGCGAGUGGACCAGGUCACUCAAGGGGUCCUUGUACAACCCCAUUGUCUUGGGCCUGGCUGUCUUCCGAUUUCUCCUGCAGUGGUUGAUCAUGAUGGACUUGAGUCUGUUUCCACUGUUCCAGCGCAGCCUCUGGCUUCGUUACGUUAACGUUUCCUGGGUUCUGGUGAGCCAGGCCAGCUUGUGGUUUGCAACUUUCCUCAGCAUCUUCUACUGCAGGAAGAUCACCACCUUUGAACACCCUGUCUACGUGUGGCUGAAACGAAGGGCUUAUUGCCUGAGUCUCGGGUGCCUCCUGGGGUACCUCAUGAUCAGUUGCUUGCUGAUAGCCCACAUUAGCUUAAAGUACUUCGUUCCUAGUCAAGGAAACAGCAGCAUUGUGAUCCCUCUUUCAAACUGGCACUAUAUGGGCAUAUUGAAGCUCAGUGCAGGAAGUGGCUUGCCUUUCAUGGUGUUUCUUGUUUCCUCUGGGAUGCUGAUUGUCUCUUUGUUUAGACAUCACAGGAAGAUGCGCGUCCACACAGCUGGUAGGAAGGAUCCUCGGUCCAAGGCGCACAUCACUGUCCUGAAGUUCUUGGGCUGCUUCCUGCUGCUCCAUGUGAUUUAUAUCCUGGCGACCCCGAUUUCCAUCACCUCCAAGUCUUUUGAAUCUAAUCUCUCUACAGUCUUCAUCUCUGAGAUAAUCAUGGGUGCUUAUCCUGCUCUUCAUUCUGUCAUAUUGAUCAUGGGGAAUCCCAGGGUGAAGCAGACUUGUCAGAGAAUCCUGUGGAAGACAAUUUGUGCUUGGAGAUCUUGGGAUCAGUGA
Molecule: messenger RNA, 900 nt
Organism: Sorex araneus (European shrew)
Lineage: Eukaryota; Metazoa; Chordata; Mammalia; Eulipotyphla; Soricidae
Gene: TAS2R5
Product: taste 2 receptor member 5
Exons: 1
Coding region: 1-900 (299 amino acids)
Biological process (GO): sensory perception of taste; G protein-coupled receptor signaling pathway; detection of chemical stimulus involved in sensory perception of bitter taste
Cellular component (GO): membrane
Molecular function (GO): bitter taste receptor activity; G protein-coupled receptor activity
Source: RefSeq, a predicted model, not a curated record